Messenger RNA from Aplysia californica (California sea hare), 2741 nucleotides. RefSeq names its product McKusick-Kaufman/Bardet-Biedl syndromes putative chaperonin. Gene Ontology annotation, cellular component: kinociliary basal body; nucleus; cytoplasm. The transcript is spliced from 7 exons. The record is from RefSeq and is a predicted model, not a curated record. Gene Ontology annotation, molecular function: ATP binding. Lineage: Eukaryota; Metazoa; Mollusca; Gastropoda; Aplysiida; Aplysiidae. Gene Ontology annotation, biological process: protein folding; developmental process; cilium assembly. Bases 597 to 2411 code for a protein of 604 amino acids.
UCUUAGCCUACCUCUCUUCCAUUCCUUUGCUUUUGUUUCACCUUGCAAAUCUGUUAGUGUUAGCAUUACGAAACAGUAAAUAAAGCUAUUCUAAAGAACUUUCAAGGAAGCCAUGAACAGGUAUAUUCAGGUGAUUCUCAACCACUGAAAAUGGACAAGGUUGGCCGAUUUCUCAGAAAUAAUGUUGUGCUAUUGACUUGUGGGACUGUUUUUGCUGGGAUACAUUUUGUUUGGUACCACAUGCAAUUUGACGAGGACUUUGUACCUAAGAGACAGCAAAAGGAGAAAAUCGAACUUGGUUGGAUUACUUUGACGGAUCCCAACACUGAGAAGAAAGAGGAAGUCAAGGAAGCACAGGAGUGAGAAACAUUUAAUCAUGGAGAAGAAGGAAACGACGAGGGGAGCACUUUUGAUGUCAUAUCGUCGACUGGUCACCUGGGUUAACAGAAAUAAGUUUUUGUCCCUGGUCAUCUUUGUCAGCGGUUCGGCAGUAGCCAGUGUGUUUGUUCCAAGAGAUGUGACUCCAACAGCUUCGGAGCGUGUGCAGUGGAGGAGGGGAAAAAAACUUGCAGAAAAAGACUCACUAUGAACUGAACAUGUCUAGAAUUGAGAGGAAACAAGAAGGACAUCUGAGCUUCCACACUGUCAACUCCCCAGAGAGUCUUAGGGCCCUGCGCAAAUUUUCGGUUCUCCUGAAAGCAUGCGCAGGGCCCUGUGGGAAAAAUCAUGUGAUUCGAAACAGCUGUGGAGGUCAUGUGACGGUGACAGGCUCGUGUGCCAGGAUACUGUCGUCAUUGUCCAUCACCAGACCAGAGCUGAAGUUGAUCUCGGCGUCUGUACUAGCUCACCUUCAGCGCUGUGGGGAUGGUGGCCUCUUCAUGGCUCACAUGUGCACACAAAUCGUCUUGCUAAGUUCCUCUCUGGGAUUUCAGUUUCAUACGAUCAGGGGUUUGUUGGAAACAUUUCUGAACAUCAUCAUCUCCCAUUUACAAGAAAGUGAGUGCAAAGUAACAGUGAAUGUAGAUUUUGAUAAGUUAAGUGUUUUGCUUGCGUAUGUUCGAAGUGUGCUUUCUUCCAAGUCGUUGCUGAAUUUGAGUUUUUGUGACUGUGAUAGUUUGAGUCGUCAUGUUGUGAAAGUGUUCCUAGAGUCCGUUCCCAAUGAACCCGAUGGUUUCAGGUGGAAUAGUGAUAGAAUAUAUUGUAUCUCCGUAGACAAUCAGCAGUUUUCAUCCACCUUUGUUGAGCCUGGCAUUUUGCUACUCUAUCCUGACUGCCCUGUUGUAAGGGGUUCUCAGAAGCUCUGGCUGAAAACUCACCCAAUGAAUGUAGAGACAAGUAAAAAACUUGGAAUUCCGGAAUCCUCCACGUUUGUCAAAGUAGCAUUGUUCACGUGCUCCAUGUCGGGCGACUUGGAUGAAAUGGUUGAGGCCCAUUUUGAAGUGACCAAGCACCAAGAAGAGCAGGUGGAGGCUUCAGUCGUGACAACCAUGCUGAGGCUGUGUGAGACCCUGGAGGCGUGUGGAGUUGGGAUUUUGCUCUGUCAGAAGGUCAUUCACCCCAAGGUCAAGGCUGCGCUGAGGUCUAAAGGGAUAUGCUUCGUGGAUCGACUUGGCUUUCAUGUUGUUCCCUACCUUCAAGAUUUGACUGGUGCGCAGCCUUUAGCUUCAGUUGUGAAAUGGAGUGAUCUUGAGGGCUCUCUAGGAUGGGUUGCUUCGGCUACACACAGAGUACAGUUCGACAAGAGUUAUCUCCUGUUGUCUCGCCCUGACUCCCCUGUUGUGACAUUUGUCUUAUGUGGCCCUUGGGAAGAGAAACUUGUUGAGCUCAAGUCCUGUGUCAGAUCAGCCCUCCGAGGUCUGGGAGCCCUGAUGAGAGAGAGGAAGCUUCUUAUGGGUGGUGGCUGCUGGCAGGUGUACGCUUCCCAGGUCCUGAAGGUCAAGGUCCUGGAACAGCUGAAGUCUCUGACUGAAGAGUUGUCUUGUUCAGAAGGGCAGGUGCUGAAAGCUUUGACUGUGUUCAGGGCAGCUCUUCAGUCCUGGGCCCUCGGCCUAGCGGAGGAGGACACAGAGAGUCUUCUCGUCGACCCGACCUCAUACCAUGCGUGGAGAGUACCCAAAGGGAAGGAGGAAAUGCUCUCCUCCGAUCGACUCGCGCCUUGUUGUUGCGGAAUGAAAGUUACAAGUUCUGGGAAUCUGUCCGAGUUUCAGUACGUUUCUGUGGGGGAGCUUUUGACGACUUCUGAUCAGUUUGGACUCGGAGGGCCUGUACUCUCCGAGAAGGUGGAGGAGAGACUCGAGGAUUCUCUCGUUGUUCUUGACAGUUAUUUGGCUAUGACGUCAGCAUUGAAGCAGGCUGUGGCCACUGCUAACUUAGUUCUGUCUAUAGGUCAGGUCAUUGUGGACAGGAAUUAAUGACUGCUUUACUUUUCUAAUGAGACCCUCAACUUGUUGACAUCGACUGUUCUUUUCAAAAAUUAUUAUUCAGAAUUCAAUGAGUGUGAGAAGAGUGGUUGGAUACGUGCUGACUGUUUGUUUUUUUAAGUGUGUAAAAUCUUUAUUAUUUUUUUUUGUAAGUGAUUUGUGUGUGGUAAACAAAAUGAUCAUAAAGAUGUUCUUUGUAGGCUACUGUUUUUUGUGAUGUCAAGAGAAUUAUACAUUUUUUUGUGUGCAUUGUUUUGAAAUAUUUGUUACUGCAACCACUUUGUUUGUGGUGAAUGCAAAAUAAAAUAAUGUUUCAAGGAA